AAAAAUUGUACAAAAUUUGUUUCCAAUCCAUUGCGAACGGUUAGAUAUCGUAACUUGUGAUUUGUCUACUGGAUACAACUGUAGAUGGGAAUCGCGAAUCGUACGGUUCACACUCUUUUUCAUUUGACCGAACAAAUUUGCGUUGUGAAUCUUCUGACGAAUAUCAACGGGGAAAAAAAUUGUUAGUCUAGCGAAAAAGCAUUCUCCGAACGUUAAUAAGUGAAAAAAAAGAAACAAAGUUAUACAAUUUCGUCGACCUCCGGAACAAAUUCUGCAAAUUACAAAAGUUGUGAGUCACAAUGCUUGGACGUGUUCGGCUCAAAGAGAACAGCAUCAUGGAUGAAGAAUUGCCCACUCUACUCGAGACAACGUUCCGCUACUUGGCCAAGAACUUGUUCAUCGUUUGCAAUAUCAAUCCAGUAACCCAUCAUCUUGAGCUGAAGGACGAUAUCAUAAUACCAAAUGAGGUUUGCGACAGAUUCCUACACUAUCAGCAGGAAUGCGGUCAGGACAUAAACGACCGGUUUGUAAAUAUAUUCAGAGACCCCGGUAAAAGCCCACUGCGCAAUGUCCGUUUGCGUAACAGUACGAUCACCAACGAAGGCAUGCGGAUACUGUUGCGGCAUAAACUGAACUCCUUGUCUAUGUGGUACUGCAACAAAAUCACUACAGCCUCGUGGAACAUAUUGAUCGAGAAUUGCAGGCAGCUGAAGUUCCUGGAGCUCGGACGAUACGUGGACAUGCUCAAGCACAGCGAACCCAACGAAAAGACGCCCAUUGAUUUUCAGCUUGUGCUGCCUCAAUUGCGUCACUUGAUUCUCAACGGAGUUGUAUUGCAGCCAUCGAUUCAGUUCAGUCAUCUUGCGGAACUGUCGCACCUCGAUCUGACCGCAUGCAUAUUUGCUGAGUUCAGUUUGAAAGCACUGGUUGGUUUACCAAAACUGAAAGCGUUGAUUCUUUUCAAUGUAUGGCCCCUAGAUCACGAGUUUUCUACUUUAUGCAUGUUGAAGAAGUUGGAAAUUCUAGAUCUGUCCGUAUCGCGGGCAAACGUUGACGGAAAUUAUCUAACACCCAAUCGAUUGUUGUCGAAUAUAGUGGAAAGUUUAGCAAAUUUGCGACAUUUGGAUAUUUCCGGUACGAAUCUUGCAGGCGAUGGAGUGGCGAUGAAAUCGAAUACUAGCGGCGGGAGUUCUGACAUUCCAGGCCUAGCUAGUCGUGCCGACCGGCCGCUGGAAUUUCUUGGGUUGUACUAUACCGCUCAUUCAGCCUGCAAGUGGCAUGAUAUCCCCGCAAUGAGGAUUGCAGGUGAAGCAACUGAGGAACAGAUUCUCGUGGCAGCCUCUGUCUACCAGGAUCGCCAUGAGCUUCUAACGAAGGUACUGAAUGAUCUCUACCAUUUGUUACGGUUCGAGACCUGUAAGCAAAUACACAAUGCGCUGGACGUCGUUCUGUCCGCUAUGGAUAAACAUAUUCGUGUCAAACACAUACAAAUUAGUGGCAGUGCCACGUUGUUUUAUAUUGUUAAAGGGCGCAACAAGAUUCAGUUUGGCGUUCCUCUCAAGAAUCAUAUCAUUCACACUUUGUUGAAUGGAAUGUCAACCCAUCUGACCGAUGAUACAAUGAUGCGGAACGGCUGUCUCACUCUAUGCCAGUUCAAUAUCCCCCAGGAUGUGUUAUUCGAAUACGAGCGUUUGGUACGUAUUUUGUUGCACGGUGUUUCUUAUCGCGAGCAGGAAGGCUUCGUGCAAAGGAUUGCCAUCUACUUGCUGAAUUCAUUGGCCUGCCAGGUGGAUGGUUACCAGAAAAUGUUCUUGGGCGAUAUGGGUGCUAUUUCGACUAUGUUGAACCUGAUAAGUGAUCGAUUGUCUCGCAAAAUCUUCGAUGAUGUGAUGGAAGUGGCGUGGUCUACCAUGUGGAAUGUGACUGAUGAAACAGCGAAGAAUUGCGAACGUUUCCUAGAUGGUCGUGGAAUGGAAUAUUUCUUAGGGUGUUUGAAAUUAUUUCCAGACAAAGACGAUCUACUGAGGAACAUGAUGGGAUUACUAGGAAAUGUUGCAGAGGUGAAAGAAUUGCGACCACGAUUGAUGACACCAGAGUUCAUAACAGAAUUUGCCGAUUUGUUAGACUCAUCAAGUGAUGGGAUUGAGGUGAGCUAUAAUGCCGCAGGCGUACUCGCACACAUUGCGUCAGACGGAGAAGCUUCAUGGGCCAUCCAAUCGCCUACACGCGAUCGGGUACUGAUUCGCAUGGUGGAAGCAAUCGAGCGCUGGGACUUGUCGGCUGAGCGUAAUAUCAACUAUCGUAGUUUUGAACCGAUACUUGGUUUAAUAUGCUGCUAUCACACACCCGCGUGUCAGCAUUGGGCCGUGUGGGCCUUAGCCAAUUUAACUAAAGUUUAUCCCAUUAAGUACUGCCGGUUGGUAGAACGGGAACGAGGUGUUGAAUUGCUGCAGGAGUUGAUAGAUCAUCCUCAACCAUAUUCACGUUUGAAAGAACUAGCACAGAUGGUACUGACCCAUUGUCAAAACUUCAAUUGGACGUUCGAUCAGUGCAAGAAGAUGGAAUUGGAUGGCUGAAUGUCGGAUGGUUGUGUUCCCAUAACGAGCACCAGCAUAACAAAUUGUGAAUUCCUUGCGUAAGCACAUAUACAUGAAACAUAUAUGUUCUAACUAGUUUUACAGUAUAUCGGAAUCUGUGGAUGUUCAAGGCUGGCGUGCGGAAUACCAAUAAUAGAGUAAGGCAUGUAAUAAAUUGUGUAACAAAUUAAAUUAUUCAUGCACAAAAUCA
This is a messenger RNA of Toxorhynchites rutilus septentrionalis, 2787 nucleotides long. Its product is annotated as protein zer-1 homolog. The transcript has 12 exons. Gene Ontology annotation, molecular function: protein binding. NCBI's taxonomy places the organism in Eukaryota, Metazoa, Arthropoda, Insecta, Diptera, Culicidae. Bases 300 to 2576 code for a protein of 758 amino acids. The record is from RefSeq and is a predicted model, not a curated record. Gene Ontology annotation, cellular component: Cul2-RING ubiquitin ligase complex.